Kalmanozyma brasiliensis GHG001 is the source of this 330-nucleotide messenger RNA. RefSeq lists its product as uncharacterized. The coding region runs from base 1 to 330 and encodes 109 amino acids. The record is from RefSeq and is a predicted model, not a curated record. Gene Ontology annotation, biological process: mitochondrial respiratory chain complex I assembly. Lineage: Eukaryota; Fungi; Basidiomycota; Ustilaginomycetes; Ustilaginales. The transcript is spliced from 2 exons.
AUGGCUUCCGGAUUCAGCUUCAAAGGCGGUCGACCGCGCUGCUUCGCCUUUUGGCAGGAGUUCCAGAAAUGCUACGCAUCCGCCGAUACACCCUCGGACUGCAUCGCGGCCAAGGAGGAUUACCUCGAGUGUCUGCACCACACCAAGGAGAUUGCGCGCGCCAAGGAGAUCAAGGAUCACUGGCUCCAGCGUCAGGCGAAAGAGGCCCACGCCGCCCGGGAGAAGGGCGAGGUCAGAGCAACCAGCAGCAUCAUGGAUCUGGGGCUCAUCAACGAUGCCGGUAAGGAUAAGGGGGAUGGGGGCAAAAGCAGCGGCGAAGAGUCGUCGUAG